Molecule: messenger RNA, 6375 nt
Organism: Sabethes cyaneus
Lineage: Eukaryota; Metazoa; Arthropoda; Insecta; Diptera; Culicidae
Exons: 1
Coding region: 1-6375 (2124 amino acids)
Biological process (GO): DNA integration
Molecular function (GO): nucleic acid binding
Source: RefSeq, a predicted model, not a curated record
AUGCCACGGCCUAAGAACACACCUGUUACAAUUGUGACGCCUCCAGAAGUUUCGACCGGAGAAUCAGAUGAACCAUGUCCGUGCGGCCGUCCUGAUGAAGCAGAAACCAACAUGGUGCAAUGCGAACGCUGCUAUCGCUAUUAUCAUUUUACGUGUGCCAACGUAACCGCAAGCAUAGCAGCAGAGGAUCGUCAGUUCGUAUGUGUGGCCUGCAUACCUGUCGUGGAACCAGUUCCUAGUGUGGCUAGUUCUAAAUCCGGAAGGUCUACAACUGCAAGUGCUAAAGCAAGAGCUGAGCUUGAACUACAACGUCUAGAGGAAGAAAAGGAGAUGGAGAGAAAGUAUAUUGCCAAAAAAUACAAUAUUCUCCACACGCAGCUGGAUGAGGAAGAGGAAGGGAGUGUAAGAAGUCGUCGAUCGCGGCGCAGUACGCAAAGGAUGCAAGAUUGGGUAAUGAGCCAAUCAGUCCCGACUACGAGUGCCAGUACCGGGUCACAACAAAUCCCCACUGGUGUUCCGUCCCGGACCGGAGCCAUACCGAAACAAACUCCUUCAGUACUAGCUUCGCAAAAGUUGACCACUUCAUCUAAUCCCAAUGUGCAUGCAGUGCAGUUGCAAUCUACCGUGUCGAAUGCUGUUGUUCCAAUCAGAAGCCGGCCGCUAAUUCCUCAGAACGCGAAUAUGUUGCCCUCUAGCGCUGCUAGCGAUAGUGCUCUGCUAAGUGAAGCUGCAGGAGGCGCAAAUGCUAAUCCGUUAUCCCUGAUGAAUGUUUCCGUUUCGCCAUUACAAAAUUUCGAUCAGUCGGUACAGCAGCUGUACGAGUUUGAAAGGAGGAUGGAUGCACUGCAGCUGCAAUUGACUAACAAAUCGCCAAGUGAACAUCAGCAGCAACCUAAGUCAAAUCCGUUACACUCCAAUAAAGUGCCAGAUGGACAAUGUACCGAAUCCGUUGCGGAAUCCAAUCAUGCAAAUAGGGUAUCGCAAUACGAAGUUCCAAAAGAUAAUGGCAACGUACCUGUUAGCAGUUCGGUAAGUCAAACGUGCUCUAGCUCAAUGAAUGUUACCACUUGCUGUGGACAAAUAAACACGACAAGCUUGUCCAUAUUCGAUACAACACCGCCUUAUACACGGCCAGUUGUUUCAGUAUAUCAAAAUAUACCCCACACCUCGACCGGACCGCGUCCAACCCCUUCUUGCUUACCAUUCGUUCCGUCGCACAUGAGUACCCCUCAGCAUGUCACGCCGCCCCCCUUUGUAUGCACGGUAUCAUCUCAUUUGUCACCAAUUGUUUCACCAAUCGUACCAGAAUCUGGUGCAAACCACGUCGGCCCUCCCGCUACCGUCUCCAGACAGCUGUUUAGUGUUCCCAAUGCCCAACAACUCGCCGCCAGACACGUCGUUCCCAAAGAUCUUCCUAUCUUUACGGGCGAUCCAGUCGAGUGGCCAUUGUUCUUGAGCAGCUUGCAGAAUUCAACAGAGUUGUGCGGAUAUUCAGAUGGAGAAAAUCUAAUGCGGCUCCAACGUUGUCUAAAAGGAAACGCCCUGGAAGCAGUUCGGAGUUACUUACUGCACCCAUCGUCAAUGCCUUUAAUCAUCGAUACACUAAGAACAUUAUACGGGCGACCUGAUUUGAUAAUCGGUUCGCUGCUAGCGAAAGUGCGUUCUACUCCUACACCAAAACCCGAGUGCCUGGAUACCAUUAUCAGCUUUGGACUGGCUUGCAAGAAUCUAUGCGGUCAUCUCCGUGCAGCUGGUCUUCACAAUCACCAAUCAAAUCCUAUUCUCUUACAAGAGUUAGUAAAUAAACUGCCCGCGAAUAUAAAACUAAAUUGGGCACUUUUCAAGCGGCAGCAGCCGGUUGUUGAUCUCGCUACGUUCGGCAACUUUAUGGAUGAAAUCGUGACGGCGGCCAGUGAUGUUUCAUGCGUUUACGAAGCCGAAGGGUAUCGCGCUAACAAGCAGGAGAAAAAUAAAUCCAGAGAGAAGAUGUACGUUAACACACAUGCAGCGAAUGAUACGAAGGAAAAGCCGAAUAAUAUCCGCAAAGAAAUUCAACCGAAGCCCUGUCCGGUUUGUCACAACGAAGGCCAUAAAGUGAGAGACUGCUACACUUUUCGAAACAAGAGCUUGAGUGACCGCUGGAAACUGGCUCAAGAGCGACAUUUAUGCCGUCGAUGUUUGGUAUCUCAUGGAAAAUUUCCGUGUAAAGCCACUGUAUGUGGUGAAAAUGGUUGUGAGGAACGUCAUCACAGACUUCUUCAUCCUGGAAAACCCCCUGUUUCUGAAGCUCCAAAGACGACCAGUACUGUAACUGUACAUCGUCAGCUCCAACAAACCGUCAUGUUUCGGAUACUACCUGUUACCCUGCAUGGAAACGGUAAAGCUAUCAAGACUUAUGCCUUUCUGGACGAUGGGUCGUCCACGACGUUAGUUGAAUCUCAAAUCGCAAACGAAUUGGGAAUAAAAGGUGACGUGCAUCCGCUUUGUUUACAAUGGACCAAUGACAUUGCACGCACGGAGGAUGAUUCACAAUUGGUCAAUCUAGAAAUUUCCGCUGCAGGCCAUCUGAAACGGCAUGCUCUGAAAAUGGUCCAUACUGUUAAAAAUUUAAACUUGCCGGCUCAAUCGUUAGACUAUUCGUUGAUUAGCGAUCAGUUUCCCUAUCUGAGUGGGCUGCCAGUGGAAAGUUAUGAAUCGGUAACACCUACUAUUUUAAUUGGACUCGACAAUUCUCAUUUGAAAACCGCCCUGAAACAUCGUGAAGGCUCCAGUAAUGAACCAAUCGCUACUAAAACACGCUUGGGGUGGACGAUAUUUGGAGCGAUAAUGGCUAAAACUAACAAUAAGGCCCAGCACCAGCUUCACAUCUGUGCCCGUUCGCCUGAUACAGAGCUGCAUGAACUGGUAAAAGAGUUUUUCUCUUCGGAAAAUGUAGGUACAACUAUUUUACCGAAAACGGAAAGCGAUGACGACUUACGUGCCCGCGCCAUACUUGAAAGUACUACAGUUCGAACCGCUUCGGGAAGAUUUCAGACCGGGCUGCUCUGGAAAUACGAUAAUGUGAAAUUUCCAAACAGCAGACCCAUGGCAGAGAAAAGAUUCCAGUGCCUUGAACGUCGUUUGGCUUCCAAACCAGAGUUGUAUAUGAAGGUACGUGAGCAGGUGAAAGAGUAUCUGUCUAAGGGAUACGCUUACAGAGCUAGCAAAGUGGAUUUCGAUUCUUUAAGUAACAAUCGGAUGUGGUUUCUGCCUCUAAACGUCGUGAUUAAUCCAAAAAAGCAUAACAAGGUGCGGUUGGUGUGGGAUGCUGCUGCUAAGGUCCAGGGUCAGUCGUUGAACUCUGCCUUGUUGUCAGGUCCCGACCUUCUUACACCACUUCCAGCAGUUCUGAGUCCCUUUAGACAGUUCCAGGUGGCUAUAGCUGCAGAUAUUUCCGAAAUGUUCCACCAAAUUAUCAUUCGACCGGAAGAUCGUUCGGCGCAGUUAUUUUUGUGGAGGGAUUAUCCAUCGCAGGCAUUUGAUGUCUUCAUCAUGAAAGUGGCAACGUUCGGCUCAACCUGUUCACCUUCUGCUGCGCAGUACAUCAAAAAUCUAAACGCCGAGGAGUUUUCUAAAGAGUACCCCCGUGCAGCCGAAGCAAUCAGGAAACAUCACUAUGUGGACGAUUUUUUGUAUAGUGUGGACACGACGGAGGAGGCAAUUCAGCUUGCGCAACAAGUAAGGGAAGUACACUCCAAGGCGGGGUUUUAUAUCCGUAAUUGGCUCUCAAAUUCAAGCGACGUUCUCACACGGGUCGGGGAAAACAGCGUGGAAACUUCGAAGUGCUUUGCGGUUGACAAGUCUGUGUGCAGUGAGCGUGUUCUCGGUAUGAUUUGGAACCCAACUACGGAUCUGUUUGUAUUUCAAGGCCUGUUUUCUGAGGAUAUGCUGCCGUUGAUCCAGUGUGCUGAGGUUCCUACCAAGCGACAAGCUCUGCGGGUUGUCAUGAGCAUAUUUGACCCUUUAGGGCUGGUAGCGGUGUUCGUGAUACAUGGAAAAAUUUUGAUUCAAAAUAUCUGGCGUUCGAAGAUCGACUGGGAUGAGCGAAUAUCUGGCGAACUCUUUAGUCACUGGGAGCGAUGGACAAAUCUGUUGCGGCAACUGGAGCAGAUUCAAAUACCUCGCUGUUACUUUCCUGGCAGUUCAGUGGAAGCAUACCAUACAAUUCAAUGCUACCAUUCCUUUGUGGAUGCUAGUGAGGAGGCCUUCGCAGCGGUAGCAUAUCUUAGAAUCGUCGAGAAUGAAACGGUUCGUUGCGCUCUUGUAUCAGCAAAGACAAAAGUCGCUCCACUAAAACCCAUGUCCAUUCCCAGACUUGAGCUAAGUGCAGCAGUUUUCGGGGCGAAACUGGCCAAGGCAGUUGCGGAGAAUCACACUCUAACCAUAAAUCGCCGUGUUUUUUGGAGCGAUUCCCGUACGGUGCUUUCCUGGCUGCGGUCAGACCAAAGAAAAUAUCGACAAUUUGUUGCCUUUAAGGUGACAGAAAUUCUUGAGCUUUCUGAUGUCAAUGAGUGGCGGUGGGUUUCUUCUCGCUUAAACGUCGCAGAUGAAGCAACAAAGUGGGGAAAGGGACCAUGCAUCAACAACGACAGUCGCUGGUUCCAUGCGCCAAGUUUUCUGUAUCAGCCGGCUAGCCUUUGGCCACAACAAGAUCAACGUGAUAGUGAGACAGUAGAAGAGCUUCGCCCAGUUCACAUUCAUAGGCAAAUUGCUGUGGACCAGUUAAUUUCGUUUGGUCGGUUUUCUAAAUGGGAGCGCAUGGUGAGAACUAUAGCCUACGUAUUUCGAUUCGUCAGGAAGCUUCAACGCAGAGUCAAGAACCAGAGUGUGGAUAGCCAGGAAUGGUUUAGUCAAGAGGAGAUUAAAACGGCAGAGUCAAUGGCUUUCAAGCAAAUCCAGCAAGAAGCGUAUGCAGAUGAAAUCGUCAUAUUCACCAAGAACCAGCAGCUCAAAGUGGAGCAACGACUAAAACUGGAGAAAACCAGCCAGCUUCGCAAAUUAUCUCCGUUUCUGGAUAAGCAAGGAGUUCUUCGGAUGGACAGCAGGGCGUCUGUUACCACGCAAGUAGCGACGGACUUCAAGGCUCCAGUGAUUCUUCCGAAAACCCAUUACGGAACUCAGCUGUUAGUAAACUGGUACCACCGUAAAUACAAUCAUCGUGUUGCGGAGACUGCUGUGAAUGAAAUGCGCCAGAGAUUCUAUGUUUCGGAGAUGAGAGCGGUUUUUCGAAAGGUUGGCAAACUCUGUCAAUGGUGCAAGGUGUAUAAGGCAGUUCCUGCGGCUCCCAGAAUGGCACCACUACCUGAGGAGAGGAUGACAGCAUUCGUUCGCCCGUUUUCUUUCGUUGGGGUCGACUACUUCGGACCAAUGAUAAUCAAACAAGGGCGCAAUAACGUGAAACGAUGGGUAGCAAUAUUUACUUGCUUGACCGUUCGCGCCGUACAUCUUGAGCUGGCCUACAGCUUAUCUACCGAAUCUUGCAAACAGGCGAUUCGGAGGUUUAUUGCGCGGAGGGGGGCUCCAGCUAAAAUAUUUAGUGACCAGGGUACAAACUUCAUCGGGGCAAGUAAUGAGCUGAAAAGGGAGCUACAGCAGAUUUAUCCCAAUCUAGCGUCAACGUUUACUAAUGCAAAUACGCAAUGGCAUUUCAACCCACCGUCUUCGCCACAUAUGGGGGGAUGUUGGGAACGCAUGGUUCGGUCGGUAAAGAGUGCUUUAGCUUCGUUAUCCACGGUACGAAAGCCAGAUGAUGAAACGUUUUGGACACUGCUGAUCGAGGCGGAAUCGAUCGUAAACUCUAGGCCGCUUACUUACCUGCCAAUAGAAUCCGAGACACAUGAAGCGUUGACACCGAACUGCUUCCUGAUGCUUAGUACCAGCGGGGUAAACCAACCAGCUAGGCCACUGAUUGACGGAAAAUUGGGACCUUGUUCUAACUGGAAGGUUUGUCAGCAACUUUUGGAUCAGUUCUGGAGUCGUUGGGUAAAAGAGUACCUUCCCACGAUUACCAAACGUACAAAAUGGUUUCAAGAUUGCAAACCAGUACAGGUAGAUGAUCUCGUCGUAGUGGUAGAAGAGAACCAGCGCAACGGGUGGCUACGGGGACGAGUUAUUCGUGUGUUCCCAGGUCGUGACGGUCGUGUACGCAGUGCAGAGGUGCAAACAGCAACUGGGAUAGUACAUCGCCCAGUGAUCAAGUUAGCGGUUCUGGAAGUAGCAGGUACAGCUGGAGUGAACACGCAGCAAUACGGGUCAGGGGAUAUUCCGAACGGCAUCGAGCAGAAGUUGUCAGCGGGACCGAAAGGGUUGAAUACGCUACAGGUGACCGAGCACUAG